Messenger RNA from Anthostomella pinea, 603 nucleotides. NCBI's taxonomy places the organism in Eukaryota, Fungi, Ascomycota, Sordariomycetes, Xylariales, Xylariaceae. The record is from the annotation of a GenBank genome assembly.
AUGCUGCUGCGCUCGGCCUCCCAGGUCUUCGGCUCCAAGCACCCUGCGCUCUCCAGCUCGUCUUCUACACGUGAGAAUGACGACCAGGGCCCUGCUCCGUGGAUGUGGUGGGGUAGAGCAUCAGCUGCCGCGACAGAACAACCUCGGACACCAGAGACCAUAACCUUCCCAGAAUCCAGUACCCCCACGACCGCGACCGCGACCACGACAACCGCCAUUCUCCCUCCGUCCGCCGCAGACCACCUGCACUUCCAACCCCCCGAGCCGUACUUCCAACCCCCAGCCUCAGCAACAAUGCCGAUGCCGACGCCGACGCAACAAGCGCUGUUCCAAAAAACCCAAACCGCCCAAACAACGCCCACGCCCACAACCCCAGCCCUCGCAGACUUCCAAGCCAUAUGGGCGCAACAGCAACAGAAGCAACACGAAAACCAGCAGACCGCGCGCGACACCUCGAAUCUCCACCCCGUCUUCUUCACCGCGCGCCUGCAAAAGUCGCCGUUCGUGCUCGACGCCGCGGCGGUCGCGAGCCCGGUCGCGCACGGGUAUGUCUACCACGAGAGCCAGCGGAGGGCGGAUGGGGCUAUACCGGCUAUGUUGUGA